Molecule: messenger RNA, 180 nt
Organism: Paramuricea clavata
Lineage: Eukaryota; Metazoa; Cnidaria; Anthozoa; Malacalcyonacea; Plexauridae
Source: the annotation of a GenBank genome assembly
AUGGCAGAUGAAGCUGUUGCUAUACAGAAAAUUCAAGAAAGUGAUGCCUUAUUUAUGGAAUUAUCCAAGACUUUCCUACUAUAUACAACCGUGCAUCAAAGGAUUUCAAAGACAAGAAUAAGAAAGCAAACUGCUGGAAGAAAAUCGCAGAGCGACUCCACGAAACCAUUGACUCUGUAA